AUGAGUAGAAAAGAUCCUACUUGGAAGUAUAGUGUUGAAAUAGAAGUGCCGGAAAAAAGUAAGGAUAUUAAGGGAGGGGUGAAGAUAGUGAAAGAACAUCUUGCUUGCACACACAAAGAUGUAAAACCAUGUCCUAAAGUACCUAAAGAAGUCAAUGAUAAGAUAAGUCAAUAUUUGAAAGACUAUGAAAAUACAAAAUUUAUUUCUCAACGAAAGUUUGAUGAGGCGGUGGAUUGUGGAUCCUGCUUUGGUGAUGGACCUAGUGGUUGUGGUAGUGGAACUCCUUUGGAGGGAGUGAAUUCUUGUCCUAGCGGUAGCUCUAGAGGUGUUGAAGGACCUAUGGAUCGAUUUAUGGAGAAUAAAGGAGAUGAUGAAAAUGAAAAAAAGACCACUUCCAUAAAAAUGACUCCAAUGAGUGCUAAAGAGCAUCGAAAUCAAGUUUGUUUAGAUAUUGGGAGAUUCUUUUUUGAGAAUGGGAUCUCAUUUAAUUGUGCAAGAAGCCCAUCAUAUUUCAAUAUGUUGUGUUCGGUUGGGAAUUAUGGUCGAGGAUUGAAAGCUCCUACAAUGCAUGAAAUAAGGACUUGGAUAGUAAAAGAAGAAGAGAAGACAACAUCCGAAAUUGUGAAUGAGAUCAAAGCAACAUGGAAACAAACAUGGGUUUCAUUAUUAUCAGAUGGUUGGUCAGAUAUGAGAAAUAGGAGUCUGAUCAAUUUUCUAGUUAACAAUCCCUAUGGGACUGUUUUUUUGAAAACUAUUGGUGCAUCAGAUUGUGUAAAAGAUGCACAAAAAUUGUUCGAAUUACUUGAUGGUGUUGUUGAAGAAAUUGGAGAAGAUAUUGUCAUUCAGGCGAUCACUGAUAAUGCAAGUGCAUACAAGGCAACUGGAAGAUUAUUAAUGGAGAAGAGAAAAAGUUUUGUAUUGGACUUCGUGUGCUGCUCAUUGUAUUGA
Humulus lupulus (European hop) is the source of this 948-nucleotide messenger RNA. RefSeq lists its product as uncharacterized. The transcript is spliced from 2 exons. Bases 1 to 948 code for a protein of 315 amino acids. The record is from RefSeq and is a predicted model, not a curated record. NCBI's taxonomy places the organism in Eukaryota, Viridiplantae, Streptophyta, Magnoliopsida, Rosales, Cannabaceae.